Messenger RNA from Henningerozyma blattae CBS 6284, 927 nucleotides. It is a transcript of the gene PHO13, whose product is annotated as 4-nitrophenylphosphatase. The transcript has a single exon. NCBI's taxonomy places the organism in Eukaryota, Fungi, Ascomycota, Saccharomycetes, Saccharomycetales, Saccharomycetaceae. The record is from RefSeq and is a predicted model, not a curated record. Gene Ontology annotation, molecular function: alkaline phosphatase activity; phosphoglycolate phosphatase activity. The coding region runs from base 1 to 927 and encodes 308 amino acids.
AUGACUACUUCCACCAUACCUAUCAAAAUCUCCACAAAAGCCAUUGCCCAAGAAUUCUUGGACAAAUAUGACACUUUCUUAUUCGAUUGUGAUGGUGUCUUAUGGCUAGGUUCUCAUCUUUUACCUUCUGUUAAAGAGACUUUGAAUCUUCUAGAAGAAUCAGGCAAAAAAGUUAUGUUUGUCACGAAUAACUCUACUAAAUCAAGGGCUGCUUACACCAAGAAAUUUGCUUCCUUUGGUAUUAAAGCUACUCAAGAACAAAUCUUUACCUCUGGUUAUGCUGCCGCUGUCUAUGUGCGCGAUUUCUUGCAAUUGACUCCAGGAAAGGAUAAAGUUUGGGUCUUUGGUGAAACUGGGAUCUCUGAAGAGUUGAAGUUGAUGGGAAUCGAUUCAUUAGGUGGUGCUGACCCAAGACUACUGGAAUCGUUCGACCCGGAAACAAGUCCAUUCUUGAAAGAUGGUUUGGAUCCAGCUGUUACUUGUGUCAUUGCAGGUCUCGAUACAAAGAUUAGUUAUCAUAAAUUAGCCAUGACUUUGAAAUAUUUACAACAAGAUGGUGUCAAGUUCGUAGGCACAAAUGUGGAUUCUACUUUUCCACAAAAGGGCCAUAUUUUACCAGGUGCUGGUUCCAUGGUGGAAUCAAUUGCCUUUGCAGCUGGUAAAAAACCAGUUUACUGUGGUAAACCAAACCAAAAUAUGUUGAACUCCAUUGCUUCAGUGAUGGAUCUUGAUAGAUCAAGAACUUGUAUGGUAGGUGAUAGAUUGAACACAGACAUGAGAUUUGGUACCGAAGGUAACUUGGGUGGUACUUUAUUAGUAUUGACUGGUAUCGAAACUGAAGAAAGAGCUUUACAAAAAUCAGAUGAAUAUCCAACUCCAAAAUAUUAUGCUGAAAAAUUAGGUGAUGUUUAUGAAUUGACUCAUUAA